Molecule: messenger RNA, 3730 nt
Organism: Chiloscyllium plagiosum (whitespotted bambooshark)
Lineage: Eukaryota; Metazoa; Chordata; Chondrichthyes; Orectolobiformes; Hemiscylliidae
Source: RefSeq, a predicted model, not a curated record
AUGGAUUGGGGAAGAUAUGUGAAUGGACAUGCCAAGAAACACUAUGAAGAUGCCCAGAUUAAUUCAAACAACAUUAAAAAGUCAGAGAAGCAUGAAAAAGAGAAAUUGCAGCAUGCAGUGUGUAUGGAUUGCAGCAGUUACAGCACCUUCUGUUACAGAUGUGAUGAUUUUGUGGUGAAUGAUACCAAGAUGGGCCUGGUUCAGAGGGUCAGAGAGCAUCUACAGAACUUGGAGAAUUCAGCAAUUUCAGUAGACAGACACCGCAAAAGAAAGUUGAUGGAAAGUUCAUCUGUGAGCAAGUAUUUGAAGAUAAAUAAACUCAAUCCAGCUUCACAAUUCCUUUCCCUCCCUCCCACCCUGUGCAGCCCAGGCCUACACGGCAGCCUGUUGUGGGCUGGUGUUUCUGGUGGUUUGAAAACCGGGCGACGAGCACAGGGGUGGGGUAAAAGCCAGCUGCUCUUUCACACACAGACACACAGAACAGGGAGAGCUAUUGAUAAAGUGCGGUCAAGUUGUGCAGAGAGCGGAACCGUGCGGCACUCACCGGCACAACACCAGGAGGACGGCGAGCCGCUCGGGAACCUGGUGGAGUCGGGCACGAUACAGACGCUGCUCGCCAAGUGGGGGCACUCCAUGUCGGCGGGGCCUGAGGCCGAGGCGAGGCCCAGGCCAGGAGAGAGAGGGGGGGAGGGGAAAGCGGUGCUGCUGCUCUCUCUGUCUGUCGGGAGUCACUGCCGGGGGAGGGUGGGCCGGCUGGAGGAAGGGGCGGAGGCCGAUGCGGAACUGUCUGCCAGCGAGGCCGCUUUCUUCCCUCUCAAGCCGCCAUCUUCCGGGCCGAGUCGCAGUGCGCACCUCCAGCCGCCGCCGCUGGGCCUCGGGUACUCAGGAGGGGAACGGCAGUGUGAAAAGGAGCUAGGGAUGGAUCGUGAGGAGGAGGAGGAGGGCAACAUCCAGCAGUUCUGCUGUUAUUUCAAGGAGCUUCCAGCAGUGGAGUUGCGCAGUGGUAAAACUGCAGGGAGAAGGACCUAUCACACUCGGAGCCAAGGAGAUAACAGUGUCUCCCUGGUAGAAGAGUUCCGGAAAACUCUUUGUGCCUUAUGGCAAGGAAGCCAAACUGCAUUCUGUCCUGAAUCUCUCUUCUAUGUAAUUUGGAAAAUUAUGCCAAAUUUCAGAGGAUAUCAGCAACAAGAUGCUCAUGAAUUUAUGCGAUACUUGUUAGACCAUCUCCACUUGGAACUUCAGCGAAGCUACAAUGGUAUGACGACUUCAUUUAUCACACCAGACAGCUCAAGCAUCUCCUCAUCCAGUAAAUGCUGCGUAAAUGGUGUUUCAACAAUUGUCACAAACAUAUUUGGAGGAAUACUUCAGAAUGAAGUAAACUGUUUAAUUUGUGGUACUGAAUCCAGAAAGUUUGAUCCAUUCCUUGAUCUUUCAUUAGAUAUCCCAAGUCAGUUCAGAAACAAGCGAUCCAAGAACCAGGACAAUGGACCAGUAUGUACUUUACGUGAUUGCCUACGGAGUUUCACAGAUUUGGAGGAGCUAGAUGAAACCGAGCUGUACAUGUGCCAUAAAUGUAAAAAGCGACAGAAAUCCACCAAAAAGUUUUGGAUUCAGAAGUUGCCAAAGGUGUUAUGCUUGCAUCUGAAAAGGUUUCAUUGGACAGCUUAUCUGCGAAAUAAGAUAGAUACAUAUGUAGAGUUCCCUCUACGAGGUCUAGACAUGAAGUGCUUCUUAUUGGAGCCCGAGAACAGUGGUCCAGAAAGUUGCCUCUAUGACCUUGCAGCUGUGGUGGUGCAUCAUGGUUCGGGAGUUGGCUCGGGUCAUUACACUGCAUAUGCAACUCAUGAAGGGCGUUGGUUCCACUUCAAUGACAGUACUGUUACUUUGACUGAGGAAGAAACUGUAAUGAAAGCCAAGGCCUAUAUCUUAUUCUAUGUGGAACGCCAGACCAAAUCGGGAUCGGGCACCAAACUUUAAUGCAUCCCAUCUUUUUAUAUAUAUUUGCAACAUAUAUACUGAUUUGGAGCGCACACAAACAGUUCCACAUUUCCAUAAGUACUUGAUAGCUCAAGACUAUUUUCAUCUUGCACUUUUAAAUCGCUGAUGAGAAUUUUGUUUAUUGCACCAUUGCUAGUGUCAAUACAGUAAUCGAGGACACCUGAUCUAAUUUUAGCCUAUCACAAAACCUCAACAGAAUAUUUUUGAACCUGUAAUGGCUGCUGUUGAUCAAGAAUUUAGUGGCUCGGUUGACAUUGAAAUUGAAUAUUUUGAAAUGAUCUCUGUACUAUACAUUAUGGGAUAGCAUUGAUUGGCUUCAAGGUGCACUUACAUUAGUGUUUCUUCAACUGUUCACACUACAUCUUAGUCUGUGAUUUCUAAUUUGACACAAGGUUCAGAAGUCCUCAUUGUUUCAGCAGUCUUUCUGCCUGAAGUGUACCAACUGAUAAAACACUUCAGUUUAGAGUAAGUGCACAAGAUCAAUAAAGUGCUGAUGUAAGUGUUUGAAAUGAUUGUCUGCACAAGAAACUAAUUGAGUAUCCCUGAACACUGUUGCCCUUCUCUCUGAUAAACAGCAUAUUACUGUCUAUAUUCAGAACUUGAUGCCGAGAUGAAGUUCAGUAUUAUGAGAUACAUGGAGUGUAACUACACCUUGACUCUGCAUUGCUAUACCUUCCUGUAACUGCCCAUUUAAAAUGGAAAUAGACCUGUCUGUAAUUGUUAGGGUUUUUUUCUGUUGUCAUUUUUCUUGUGACCACUUGUAAACACUGGUAACUCAGAACAAAAAUAUUCGUCCCACAUUCACCCAUACUACAGAGGUACAUUUAUGAUUUACAUUUUAAUUUAGGUUUUCAACUCUAUUGUUUCUAAAAAAAAAUUCUCAUUUUCUUGAGAUGUCACCAGGCACUUGCAUCUUUCAGAAAGCAUGAACAGUUAAAAACAAAUUAUGGUAUGAAAAAUAAAAUGAACUGCUGUGUAAAAAUGGCCUUCUCAUCUAUCCCAAUACUUUGCUGGGCAGAGUAGGGUUUGUGCAUAGCUAUCUGCAUCACGUGUUGCCAGUGAGUGACUAUGAUUGGAUGUAGGAUGGUAAGUAUGGCUUAUGAUUUGCAACAUCACCUGAUUAAGAAAGACAAAUUAAACAUGCUGAGUUACGUUUGGGGAACCAGAGUCUGGGUGCAUCUUGGACAAAAUCUUUUCUAACCAUUACAGUAUACAACAUGAAAUAGUAGAUUACAGCUAUUGGAAGAGUCUUUUACUUGUAUAAAAUGGUAUGAUGUUAUUUUCGUACCAGGAUAUAGUCCUUUUUACUUAUCAAAGACACUUCUCUCAUAAAUUCCAUUUAUAGUGGCCUGAGUGGUGUUUUAAUUACACAAUGAGAUGAAUGAUGUAUUUGCAUGUAGAUAUACUAUAUGAGGCAGCAGCAGCAGAAAAGGCAGUUUGAGGUUUCAGGCACGAGACUCAUGUCUCUUAAAUGUGAAAACGUACACAUCCUAAACUUGAAUCUGCAUAUUGAAACUGUACAAACUUAUUUAAAAUAUUACAUUGUUUUGGUUGCAAAGUUAUGAACUGACACAGUAACAUCAAUCACCAUGGCAUUUAUUCAGUUUAAUCCCCACAAACAAAUCUUGAUUGUAAAUGUACUACUAUGGCUGCUUAUAAUGAUGGUAUGUAUAUUAGUAAAUGUUCAUGUACUGUUUCAUUGAUAGUAAAGUGCAAUGUUAAUGAUGCAAAA